This is a messenger RNA of Exserohilum turcica Et28A, 1071 nucleotides long. RefSeq lists its product as uncharacterized. The coding region runs from base 1 to 1071 and encodes 356 amino acids. The record is from RefSeq and is a predicted model, not a curated record. Lineage: Eukaryota; Fungi; Ascomycota; Dothideomycetes; Pleosporales; Pleosporaceae. The transcript has 2 exons.
AUGGCUUCUGCAAUUGCCUCCACGAGCGCCGACGCGAAGGCUGAAGAGAUACUCAGGAUCAUUGAACAAUACGGUCUCAACUAUGAGCGAACGGGAAAGUGGGAUGGGUUUGAAACAUUUCUGCCUAUUGUUAAAGGACAGGUCGAGCUUAAAGAGCCCAUACGCAUGCUGCUACCUGGGUUCCCUUUCAAGUCGCCGAACACAAAAGACAAGGUUCUAGGCGUCUUGCCAGAUUUGGGUGAGGAGCUUGCGCUGAAGCAUCUCGACGGCCUGUGCGAGAAGAUCAAAGGGGUCUAUGAGCAUGGCGCUGAAUGUCACAUCACCUCUGAUGGUCUUGUCUAUAAUGAUCUUCUCGGUGUGAGUGACGAAACGGUAUGGAACUUUGGACAAGGCGUGCGCGAGAUAGCCGCAAGUAACAAGCUACACAAUCUCAGCUUCCUGCGACUUUGGGAUAUUCUCGAGUAUGCUGGCGAUUUCCAGUCCAAGGAAUACUAUCUCGAGCACGCAUCCAGCAUCCGCAAAGAACUGAAGCGGCGAUAUGGAGACGCAAAGUUUGAGGCUGACAUGGCCAACACGAGUACGAGCGACAUGCAAAUGACGCACACCAAGUACCUCGAAUUUUUGCAGCAGGAUCUGGCGCUGAAUGAGAGACAUCUCGCCCUUUCUCCAGAGGACCAGGCUGCAAAUAUUGCCAAUACCGCCAAGGAGAUGAUGGGUCGCUGGAAAGCCUUCUCUGCGGCCAUGGCUGCUGUGCCCGCACAGUAUGUUCGUCUGUCCAUUCAUGAUUCCGGGGGCAAAGAUAAGCUCUCCAUGGCGAUCGUUCCGCAGCAAGAAAAGGGUGCUCUGGGCGCGACGCCUUGGCAUUCGACGCUGGUCAUCGAGGCCGAUGGGUCUAUGCGCACUGUGCAGCGGUGCAAGGUGGAUGCGACCCAGUAUCGUCUUGUGUAUCGCAACGGACAGCCGUAUUGUUUUUGCGCAGGGGCAUCAGGCACUCAGGGGUUGAGCCAGACAUUCGAAGAGCUGUAUCCCAGUGGGCUUACGAUCCGAGACCGGAGAGCAGUGUCUGCAUGA